GGCAACCUCAAACCCUUUUUGCUAGAUCUUGUAGCCUCCUUCUGACAUUAUUUUCCAAGUAUUGCCUGUAGGAAUGCGUGCAAUGAACCUACGAUUCUCCUCCUGUCGCACACCUACUUUGCACACCAAACUCCUCUUCUCUCUAUAUCUACAACUACCAUAUACAAAUAAUUUGCAAUCGCGUUGCAAAGAUGCUUGAAGAUGGAGAUGAGGUGCCCCGUCUCCUUCGAGAUCGUUACAUAAAAGCUGUUAGAGAUAGAUUCCAUCGGCCACCAACAGUCAAUGAACUACGGGCCAUUGAUGCACUCCCACUUGAAUCUCGAAAGAACCUCAACGAUACUUCCCCUAAUGGUCAAAGAAUCUACGAAUUUUUGAGAGCAUUUGAGAAGACUGGCCAUGUCGAAGGACUUGAAGAAGCUGGGAGACUACUCUGGGCGCAGAUAUUUGCGCAACCAAAUUUCAGCCAAGAACCUAGAAAGGAACAAUUUUCAGUCGUCAGGAAUAUUGCCGCUCGUGGGGUUAGUGAAGUCAAUCACAGGGCCCGUCAACAUCCUGCAAAAAUACAGAAAGAAAAACCCUUACGACAGACGUCUGCAGAGAAAGUGAUUUCUAUCAAUGCUACUUCGAAUGCCUUUGCUGGAUCUCCUCAGAAGUCUUGGAUGACAAGGGGUGUUUCGAUAUCACCGACUCAACAACAUCAAUAUGCGAGCCCAUAUUCAGUCCAAGCCUCUGAAAAUUCUAUGUCGCCUGUUCCAGAAAGAAGAGAGACAGCACGGGACAUGAGUUUCCAUGCCAAUAUCCCUUCAAAUAUUGAUGGUGAAUCAAGAGUCCCAGCACAGGAACCAAUCUUCCACUCUAAUUACACUUCAAAUUGGCAGAGCGAAUCGACAAAUUGCAAUGCAUCAAUGGAGAGUUUUCAUAUUACUAAGUCUUAUAAACCGUAUCCCUCCCCAAUAUUGGAAACAAACCGGUUCGAUCAAACUACGUUUUCAAACUCAACCCAACACUCUCCGUGGGGGAGUCAUACUUCUAUGAUGACUUCUCUUGGAAGUUAUUCUGGAUACUCUCCACUUCCUUCCACAAAUCAGAGCCUUCUACAGCCACUAAAUGACGCAGGCUAUCAAAAUAGACAGAUUUCAAGCUCUAAUAGCAAUAUAUAUGAUCCUAUGAGUCCUCUCUUUCAUCCAGCAAUAUCAGCCGAGGGACAAAAACUCUUCCGUUUACGCAAAGAAGAAGAAAGAAAAGAGCUUGCUCGCAUAACCUCAAAUAUCCACCAUUCGCUAUCAACACUGCCUGAUAAUCAUGGAGAUCAACAAACUGAAUCAAGCUUUACAAUAGUCGCUGCAAAUACCCUAACGGAAAUGUCAUCUACUGGCCAUAUAACUCAAAUUGCCACACCAAGUUCUUUUGCGCAGCAAAGUCCUUCACCUGAUGCCUCUGCUGCGGCACCAGGCCAAUCGAUUUACAACCCUUUUGUUAUUCAUGACGAUAUGGGUUUUAUACAUCAAGACAUGAACUUCGCUCCAAACAAUCCGCUGCCAACGAGUUCCCGAAGAAUCACCAGAUCUGUCUCUAAUUCCACCACUACACCAAUUCCACCUCCACUCAAAACCACCCAUCUAGAGAUCUCUGGUCCUCGAUCUGGAAUAUUGACUUCUGAAAAUCCGCCACCCGGUACAAUCAUCAGCACUAACACCCAAAAACCCCUCUCGGCUCACAAUGCCAAGAAUACUAGCAUGAAAAAGGCGUUCAUUCCGAUAGCUCCAGCUCCCGCCCAAGUAGAUGGAGCAUCAGAUUCUGCAUCUUGCCAUUACUACCCAGUCGAUUACUCUCAACUACCCAUUGAAGAUUUGAAUGUAGAUACUGACUUCAAAGCACAUCACAUUAUAGGUUUACCGCCACAGCAAGAAUCAUCCUACUCGAGCGCCUCCCCAAACCCCUCUAUCGAAUUCAUCCACUUCGACCCCAUCAAUUAUUACGGCAAUGACGAUAAUGCAUAUACAAAACAACCCGUUUAUGUUCCCCCGGCCUAUCUUGCACAUCUCACUCAGCCAUUGUCGGGUCUCUUUCAUCCCACGCCAACCCAUCCUUCACCCCCACCACCUCAUCUCCGUCCCCACACCCCAGAGUAUCUCCUCUUCCCACCCAUCGCCGCCUCAUCCUCCAAGCAAAUCUGGCCACCACCCCCUCCCCAAAUCGAAGGCUAUCGCCAAUACACCUUCGUCCGCGACCGCAUCUCCCUCAACAUGAAAGCUAAACGUCGCACCGAGAUCGAUCUCGAUACGGGAGACUAUCGAUAUAGCAUGGAUAGCAAUGAGACAAGUCGGGGAUAUAAAAUGGAUGGAACACGGAUCCGAACUAGCUCGCGAUAUUUCCAUAAGAAGAGGGUUUUGGGGAAAUCGAAGAAGAAGGUCGAGCAAGAGAGGGUGGAUGAUAUUGUGAGGAAGGUGGAGGGAGUGGAGAAGGAUAUUGAGGAGAUGGGUAGGGAAGAGGGUGAUGCGUUGUUGGAAUUGUUGGGUGGUGGGUUCUUGCCGCUGUGAAAGGGAUUGGCUUUUUAGAUAUCGCUGGGUUAUACAUAAUUGGUAGAUAAGCGUGUUAGGUUUUACUGAGUCUCGUUGACUCGUACAUGAUGGAUAUGUUUCAUAUAUGCGUAUGCGCGCUGGGCGUCUCCCUCGUGUAUAGGGCUCUUCUUGAUGACGUCAGAUACCUAGUAGGAAUUAUUAAUC
Messenger RNA from Botrytis cinerea B05.10, 2726 nucleotides. RefSeq lists its product as hypothetical. Lineage: Eukaryota; Fungi; Ascomycota; Leotiomycetes; Helotiales; Sclerotiniaceae. The record is from RefSeq and is a predicted model, not a curated record. The transcript has 3 exons. Bases 192 to 2540 code for a protein of 782 amino acids.